Messenger RNA from Sphenostylis stenocarpa, 588 nucleotides. The record is from the annotation of a GenBank genome assembly. Lineage: Eukaryota; Viridiplantae; Streptophyta; Magnoliopsida; Fabales; Fabaceae.
AUGGGAAACUGCGUGUUCAAAGGGUUUCAACAUAACAUGUCCGAAGACAUGAUGGUGAAGGUGGUAACCUCAAAUGGAGGCAUCAUGGAACUCUUCUCUCCCAUAACCGUGGAGUGCAGAACCAACGAGUUUCCCGGCCACGGCAUCUUCCGAAGCCGCCGCGACAUCUUCUCCGAACCGCUACCGAACACCGAAGAGCUCCACGGCGGCGAAGUCUACUACCUCCUCCCCCUCAACCCUUCUUCCUCCAGAAAGACCAUGACAAGACAACUAUCCGAUGUGGCCUUAACGCCAUACCGAAUGUCCACGUGCGACAAAAGCAACAAUAACAAUAACAACGUGUAUUCGGAACCAGAAGUGGUUACGAGAUACAAUAAUAGUGGAGUGUGGAAGGUGAAGUUGGUGAUAAGCCCUGAGAAGUUGUCGGAGAUUUUGUCGCAAGAGUCGCGGACGGAGGCGUUGAUAGAAAGCGUAAGGACGGUGGCGAAGUGCGGCAACGGCGUGCCGUCGUCGGUGGCGAACUGCGAUCAGUGGAGUUUGGCAAGCAGUUGGAAAGGUUCUAUGUCGGAGAAGAUGGGUUUAGAAUAA